AUGUUGGUCAGAUCCGCCAUCUUCCUGCUCGCAGCUCUCGUCUGUUUGGUCGUCGCCCAGAGCUACGACGACGGUUCGUUUCAAUUUCACAGCAGAUUAGCUCAUUUAUCAAUAGUUUUUCAAACUCUUGCUGCAAUGAAGUGAAACAGAGUCGGUCAAGAACUGAGAAAUGGCUUAAAACUAUGCUCUAUUCACCGCUGAAUCGGAUGGAAAGUUUUUGCUCACUGUUUCCCUAAUCGUUUUCAGAUAUUUAUUUAAAACUGUCUGAAGCCAACGGCAAAUGUACCGUAAUUGAAAACUCGUUUGAAGAGACUUUUCUCGAAGUACAUUAAAUCCAGAAAUUGAGCUUCGAAACUAAUUAAUUAACCCACUUGUGAGAGUCAUCUUUCGCUCUAUCGCACAUGGCUUCUGCAUGAUCGCGUUCUCAAAAUCCUCAUUUAGUCUUAGAGUUUAAAGAAAUUCUUUUCGCACAAAAAAAAAUUGAAAAAUUGUUAUCUCUGGACUGAGCAGGUUAAUAAAUGAAAUAUUUGAACAUCUAACUUCGAAAAGUUUCAAGAGUGGCUCAGUGAAUAUGACUAGUAAUCAUUUGAAGGUAAAUACUGCGGAGUCGUAAUUCAUGAAAAUCUGUAAAAAAAAAAUUUCUAUUGUUCUGAAAAAAAAGACCUAGAUAUUGACACAAUGGAAAUUCCAAUGGAACGUCCUAUUUCAUGAAAGAAAACUGUUCCAACAUUCACAACUGCUGAUCUAUGUAGUUUUUAUUCAAAAUGCAGGUCUUGAGAUUUUCUUUCUUAUCAGGAUUAUUUUAAAAAACGACUGUUUUCAAAAACAAGCUAACUCUGCCAAAUUUCGGAUUAUAAUCAUGUUUGUCUAGACGCCUAUUAGCAUUAACAAACAGAAAAGAACUUUCUAUAAGGAAGGUUCUUCAGAAGUUCCCUGUUUUCCGAGAAAACCGCUUCAAUAAUUGUGGGGAACACAAAGUAGUUUGAAGUGAAGAAAACAGAAAAAGGCACAAAAAUGGAAGGGAAGUUGAUGGAUGAGUUGGGCGAAAAUUGGGCACGCCGCCAAUUAAGCGCCUUUUCGUGGCAUUUGCCUUCAGUCUUCUUCAGGCUCUAACUUUAAAAAAAAAAUUAAGAAAGAAAAUAAGCUGACAGCAAGGAAAUUCUAAUUUGGAAAGCUUCCUGUUUGGUGUCAUAAUGCGUGACUUCGCAGUCUGUUUGAGCCGCACUUUUCAUUAAUUUUUGAAUACCUCGCACAACAUAUAUCUAUCUAUGCGUAUAAAUUUUAAGUUGAAACGUGCUAGAACAAAAUUUGAAAAAAAAUCACACAAUAUUGUAUUUUUCAAAAUUUUCAGAAAUUGACAAUUUAAAUAGAAACUAGCUAGUCUUGAAAAAAUUCAAAUGUUCAUAUUUAUUCCGCUUUUACUGAGUUUUGAAGUCGAUAUUUGGAUACUCUUAAUGAAUAGUAGACCGAAAAAUAGAGUGGCAACAUAAUUAUUUCUCCGUGCGUCAUUUUACAGACGAAACCACUUCGGUACAGAACGUUUUCAAGGUUCCUGAGCUUGUGAAAGACUGAAGAGUGUUUUCAGAGGAGACGCAGACGGCGAUGAAACGGAGUCUGGACAACUUCUGGCGGAGCAUCCACAUGCAGCUGCCGGUGAGCUCCGACGGCGUCAAACGCAGCGAGUUUUCGCGCGCCCGCGCCAACGCCUACUACCGCCUCGGCUGA
Messenger RNA from Caenorhabditis auriculariae, 1725 nucleotides. The record is from the annotation of a GenBank genome assembly. NCBI's taxonomy places the organism in Eukaryota, Metazoa, Nematoda, Chromadorea, Rhabditida, Rhabditidae.